ACAGAAGAAGAAGAAGAAGUAGAAAGAAAAUUCGAGUUCUGCCAUCUUCUGUCAGUGUGCGAUACAAAAUAAAUCUCGUACGACUGUGAUUGGUGCUGAAUAAGUGUAUGAAUAAGCAUUCCACAAGCACACUGGAUUUGAGUUUGAUACACAAUUGUUAAGAAUAUGACUUGCACAGAGGAAGCAGAAGCACAAUUUGCAGAGAUAGAUCUGCUAUUAAGUAUGUUUCCGAGUGAAGAAGAGUUACAAGUUGAUGAGCUUUCCCAUGCUGAGCUCAGGGCUUAUGUGGAGGGCACAGCUCAUACUCCUCCCAGCAUCAGACCCCAAUUCAGCAUCAAGCUGAAGGUGGAGAACCCUCCAGUGAGCAUUACAUUGCUGUGCACAUACCCAACUGACUACCCAAAAGUGUUGCCAGAUAUUGCUGUCAGAUGUUCAGUGCUCACCAGAUCACAGCAGAUGAUGCUUCACUCCAACCUCAACACCUACCUUUCUGAAAACUGCAUUGGUGAUGUGUGUAUUCUUUCUGCUGUGCAGUGGAUAAAUGACAAUGCACAAGCAUAUAUAACAAAAAGUGUCCCUGUCAGCGAUCUGAAGAAGGAAGAUGUUUUGAUGAUGUCAAAAAAGAUUUUCACUAGACUCUGGAUCUAUAGCCAUCACAUCUACAAUAAGAUCAAGAGGAAGAACAUUUUGGAAUGGGCAGAGGAGAUGAACCUUUCUGGGUUCAGUAUGCCAGGAAAGCCUGGUAUUGUGUGUGUGGAGGGUCAGCAGUCUACUUGCAAUGAGUUCUGGGCCAGGGUGAAAGUUUUAACAUGGAAGAGAAUUACGAUUCGUCACAGAGAGGAUGUCCCUUUUGACAACACCUGGACAGAGAAGAGAACUGACUCUCUCCGCAAAUUUACUGGCUUUCAUGAAGUAAGUUUUGACACUCAUGGGACCAGAGGAAACCACAUGGACCUUGGACAGCUCUAUCAGUUUCUUAGUGAAAAAGGAUGUUCUGAUAUCUUUCAAAUGUACUUUGGGAUUGAGGGGAGAUAACAGUUUGUGUGUGUAUUAGUUUUGAUUUUGCCUUCACAUUUUAGGCUUAAUUUUGAAACAAACUCUUUAAAAGAUUAAACUUUAGAUCAUGAAUGCAGUUAAAUUAACAGACAACCAAUUGUAAAUGUAGCUGCAAGGAGUGAUUACUAGUGUUCAAAUGCUUUAAGGCAUUUUAAAGGUGGUUUCCUUAAUGGAGAGUAAGCCUUGUUCUAGACUAAAAUGGCCCUUAAAACCAGAUUAACAUAAAUCUGCUUUCUCUGUCAUGAUUUUAGUUAAUUUUAGACUUAAUAUAGUCCAGAAUUUAAUAGGCUGAUUUUCUGGAGGAAGACUAGAGCUACUUCAGGACUAAAUUGAGGCUUAAAUUAAACCCACCAGGAUGCAUUGAUUUAAGAUUUAUGUUGUGUAUUCAGUCUUGAUAUAUCUACAAUAUUGACACAUGAACAAAGAAGCCUGUGAAAUUAAA
Carassius auratus (goldfish) is the source of this 1498-nucleotide messenger RNA. RefSeq names its product RWD domain containing 2B (gene rwdd2b). The record is from RefSeq and is a predicted model, not a curated record. The transcript is spliced from 5 exons. The coding region runs from base 166 to 1035 and encodes 289 amino acids. Lineage: Eukaryota; Metazoa; Chordata; Actinopteri; Cypriniformes; Cyprinidae. Gene Ontology annotation, molecular function: protein binding.